AUGGCUCAGUUGCAGAUGUCGCCCAUGAUGGACGGAGAUGGAUAUGGAGAUGGUUCCCAGAGAAUCGAUGCCACAACCAUGGCACAUACAUGUCUACGAAUGCGAGUGAAAUGCGACAGUAAUGGCGAGAAUCUGUGCCUUCGCAGUAUCUUGACAUCGUUCUUUUUGCAUGUAUACCAUGCCAAGGUCAAUCAGCGGAAUUCAGCAAUGAUGUUUAUCCAGGAGGCUAUAGCUGGUUCUCGGAUUCUGCGGUUGGAUGAAGGAUUACCACAGCCAAAAGAUGGUCUGAUUGCAAAUCAAGACUUGGUUUUUCCAUUGCUUUGGGUUUCGGAGAGGGGCUACUCGUUACAUUUGGGACUUUCACCCUCAUAUACCGAGCCUCCAACCAUUCUGGGGAUUGAAAGCAGCAUUGAAUCUGAUGUUCAUGCGCAAGGCUUGCUGGAGCUAGUCAGACUAUUCGUUGCAAAAAAGCUGUCUUCCCUGUCAUUUAGUAUGGCCGAUCAUGUCUCUACCCGAUCGGCUGAUUAUCAUGUCACGAGGGAGUGGAUGAGAACGAUAAUCUGGCAGGAAGCUCUCGCGAUGGGAUUGCUCUCGUCCGCGGCGUAUACCUCUGUUAUGACCUUUGGAUUUCCUGCACAAGUUGGACGAGAUCUGCUGCAAGCUUUGAGAGGCUUUCGUGAGGCAGAUUUGCUACCAUUGGGUCGGGAUCAGUUGCUUAAAUGCUUCGAGGUUGCCAAUUCACUAGCAGACACUGUUCUCUUGAGGUCGACUUUGAUGAGCAGCAGGCGUGAACUAGGACCACAUGAUUUCCUUCAUGCAUUAUAUCAGAAGAUUGUUCCUUUCCUUGAACAGGAUCGCAUGUUGCUGGGUAUCCUUCGAGCGAAGACCGCCGAAGCUUUAGUCACGGCCCCAGCUCGCUUACUGACGAUGAAUGGAAGAAGUUCAGGUCUGUAUGGGCUUGAAACUGAGACUGACCAGCGGACGCAUCUUGGUGGAUAUCUACCAUACGAGGUGGCCGAACAAAGCGACUUAGAGACCAACAGUUUGAAUUUCUCACAGCAAGGACUGCAAAUGAUCUAA
Molecule: messenger RNA, 1080 nt
Organism: Penicillium canescens
Lineage: Eukaryota; Fungi; Ascomycota; Eurotiomycetes; Eurotiales; Aspergillaceae
Product: putative C6 transcription factor
Exons: 4
Coding region: 1-1080 (359 amino acids)
Source: RefSeq, a predicted model, not a curated record